This is a messenger RNA of Clarias gariepinus (North African catfish), 6964 nucleotides long. RefSeq names its product activin A receptor type 2Aa (gene acvr2aa). Gene Ontology annotation, molecular function: ATP binding; activin receptor activity; activin binding. Gene Ontology annotation, biological process: protein phosphorylation; activin receptor signaling pathway; cellular response to growth factor stimulus. Bases 621 to 2231 code for a protein of 536 amino acids. The record is from RefSeq and is a predicted model, not a curated record. The transcript is spliced from 12 exons. NCBI's taxonomy places the organism in Eukaryota, Metazoa, Chordata, Actinopteri, Siluriformes, Clariidae. Gene Ontology annotation, cellular component: plasma membrane; activin receptor complex.
GUUCAGAGAAACGUUGUGUGUUAACGCGAAAUAAUUUGAUAUUUAUUAUAUAUAUUAUAUAUGCGUGUUAGAGAAAACCUUAUAAAGCCAUGAACCUGGUUUGGUUUGGAGUUAUUAAUUCUUCAUUUUGGCCCAGAGAGAAAAUCAGAUCGAGCUGUGAUCUGUGAGUUAUCUAUUUUUUUUGUAUUAUUUAUUCAUUAUUUUUGAUUUCCUUUGGUGAUCAGGACUGAUUCAGGAUGGGCUUUUUUGUAGUAGUAGUGUUAAGUCUUAUUAAGGUUACACACAAUACAGAGAAAUAAUCAUAUAAUUCUAUAUAUUUUUAUUCUUUUUAACAAUUUAUUGAUUGAGUAGGGAUCUAUCGGGAUCCAGGGGAUCAGAUUGAUAGGGCUUUAUUUUGGAACUCUUGGGAUUUUUUUUUUAAAGGUAUAUAUAUAUAUAUUUUUGUUUCACCUUGCGUUCACCAUCCUUCCCAUCAGCAUGGAUGUGUUUUUCCUUUAAACCGAUUACACUAAGCAAACCGGGACAGUACUGGAGGCCUGUUGGAUUCUGCAAAAAGGACCUACUUGGUUGUAAAAGGACCAAACCAAAAAAAAAAAAAAACAAGAAGAAAUCUAUCUACAAUGGGUUCUGCGACAAAACUGGCCUUCGGAGUGUUCCUCAUCUCGUGCUCCUCAGGCGCCAUCUUGGGACGCUCUGAUACGCGCGAGUGCGUGCAGUACAACUACGGCCCGAGCUCGGAGCAGCAGGGAAACCGUGCCGGCAUCGAGGCCUGCGUAGGAGACAAGGACAAGCGGCUGCACUGCUUUGCCACGUGGCGCAACGUGUCCGGGAACGUCGCAGUGGUCAAGCAGGGCUGCUGGCUGGAUGACGUCAACUGCUACGACAGCACGGAGUGUGUGGAGAGGAAAGUGGACCCUGACGUGUUCUUCUGCUGCUGCGAAGGCAACAUGUGCAACGAGAAGUUUUACUACAACCCGGACGCACAGCCCGAACAGAACAAGACGCCGAUCACUGACAGGAGCAGCGGAGUUUUCAAGGCUACGUCUAACCCGUUUACCCAGAAGCCACCGCUGUUCAGCACCCUCCUGUACUCGCUGGUGCCAAUCAUGGGCAUCGCCGCCAUCGCCCUUCUCUCUUUUUGGAUGUAUCGCCAUCACAAGCUGGCGUAUCCGCCCGUCCUGGUGCCCACCCAGCACGCCUUUCAUAUCAUGAUAGAGGACCCCGGGCCCAUGCCCCCUUCGCCAGUCCUCGGCCAAAAGCCGCUGCAGUUGAUAGAGAUUAAAGCCCGCGGUCGGUUCGGCUGUGUGUGGAAAGCUCAGCUGCUCAACGACUACGUGGCAGUCAAGAUUUUUCCCAUUCAGGAUAAGCAGUCUUGGCAAAAUGAGUAUGAGAUAUACAACCUUCCCGGCAUGAGGCACGAGAACAUCCUGCAGUUUAUCGGCGCAGAGAAAAGAGGUGCCAAUCUGGACGCUGAGUUGUGGCUCAUCACAGCUUAUCAUGAAAAGGGAUCAUUGACCGACUAUCUGAAGGCUAACGUGGUGACGUGGAAUGAGCUCUGCCACAUCGCUCAGACCAUGGCACGAGGUCUAGCAUACCUCCACGCAGAUGUCCCUGGCCACAGGGACAGGCACAAGCCAGCCAUUUCCCACAGGGAUAUCAAGAGUAAGAACGUGCUGUUAAAGGCUAAUCUGACAGCCUGCAUUGCCGAUUUUGGCCUGGCCUUGAGGUUCGAGGCCGGGAAGUCUGCCGGGGACACACACGGACAAGUGGGAACCCGGCGCUACAUGGCUCCCGAGGUGCUGGAGGGGGCCAUCAAUUUCCAGCGAGACGCCUUUCUCAGGAUAGACAUGUAUGCCGUGGGCCUGGUGCUGUGGGAACUGGCAUCCCGCUGCACAGCUGCAGACGGUCCAGUGGAUGAGUACAUGCUGCCUUUUGAGGAGGAGGUGGGUCAGCACCCCACUCUGGAGGACAUGCAGGAGGUGGUGGUGCAUAAAAAGCUGAGGCCGACGCUGCGCGAGUGUUGGCACAAACAUCCGGGUCUGAGCAUGCUGUGCGAGACCAUCGAGGAGUGCUGGGACCACGAGGCUGAAGCUCGUCUCUCAGCGGGCUGCGUAGAGGAGCGAGUGCUACAGGUGCAGCGCCUCGCCAGCAUUUCCGCCCCUGACGACAUCGUCACCGUCGUCACCAUGGUGACAAACGUGGACUUUCCACCUAAAGAAUCCAGCCUAUGACUAGAGGAGAACAGCGUGUGAUGUCACGCGGGCGGGAAAAGAAUUACACAUAGCUGUGAGCCGCUAGCUCGAAAUCCCUUUGUGGUGAUUGUACUGUAUAUCGAGUUGGUCGCGGUCACCAACGCUGGGUUUUUACGAUUUUACGUGCUCGUUUCAGCAGCACUAUGCGUGCGUGUGUGCGUGCGUAUGUGUUGUGUAUGUAUGCGUGUGUACGUGUGCACGCGUGAAAACUCAUGUCACAGGGCCUUCUGGACAGGCUGAACGGAUUUCAAUCCAACAAAAGGACCUCAGGCGAUACACUCUCACUUAGGAACAGGACAGCAUCAUGUGUGAAGCUAUCGACCGGUAUUUCUCUUUCUCUCUCUCUGUCUCUCUCUUUUUUUAAAACGUUUGAACAAGAAAGAAAGAGAGAUUUUUUUUGUCUCCGAGAAAAGAAGGAGAAAAAGACAUUUUCUUUAUUUCAGUGUAAAAAAAAAACAAGAAAGAAAAAAGGGCAACAGUACUUUCUAAAAACUACAUUCUGACUUGUUGCAAUGCCAAUACGAAACAGCUUCUGAAUGUCUAGUGUGUCACUGCUGUAUAUUCAACCGAGAGGGUGAAAAAAAAAAAACAACAGAAAAAAAAAAUUGUUUUGUAUCUCUGGAUUUCCCUCCCAGCGUUUUUUCUGUCAAAUAACCACAAACCUCUCUCGACAAGGUAUACCUCAGUUUCUCAUCCUAAUAACAAGUUUGUUUUGUAACACUAUAUAAAAGAAGAAAAAAAAAAGAAUAAUAAUAAUUAUGAAGCUUUCUGUCAAAAAAGCUUUUUAAUACGGGGGCGGGCAGGGAGAAAACCUUUUUCUAAUCUAUAUAUAUAGAUAGAUAUAUAGAUAUAUAGAUGGAUGACAGAUUAUGCCAAGAAAAUAUGGCCAUUCAUGAACCAGUGUUUUCUCUGCCUUCUUUCUAUUACUUUCAUGUGUUUUCUGUGUUGCCCUGCUGUUUAAAAUGUGACUGUUUUCUGAACAUUGUGACGAAUUGAUUGUAAAGAAGAAGAAAAAAAAAUCAGUUUUUAGGACUCUAUUGCAAACUUGUUGAGAAGAAAAUCCCUGAAAUAUAUGAAUUCUGUGAAAAUAUGAAAGCACUUACCAGUAUAGAUUUGCAGUGUCCUCACAGCAAUUAACAUACAGUACCUGCAUGCCUUGUAUUUCUUUUUCUCUUGUGCGUGAAAUCUUGAGCAGUCGUCGAUCUUCUUUCUUAUUUUACGAUCAUUGUUAUAAUUAUUAUUUUUACAAUUCAACUUCAAUCCGUUUUUUUUUUUUUUUUCGUUUUUUGUUUUUGUUUUGCAGACGCUUCUUCCCAAACCGACCCCUGACCGGAUUCCCGUACCGUACCCAUGCCCACUCCCCCCAUCGUCCCCCACCCACCCUAACACUUGUGUAAAUAUGCACACUGAUAAAUCAAGCCUCAUAUUAGCGGCUACGUGUCACAACAUUUAAAUUUUUUCAUGUCUCAGGAAGCUUAUUAUCUUUUGAGCGUUUCUCCUCUGGUGCCAUUCUGGUGAUCUACGUACGUCGUAUCGCGUCGAUAUGCAAGAGGCCUUCGUAACAUUCAUCCUCUCCACCCUGGAUAUCACCACUUUGUUUUCCACUUCGUAGCUUGAUACGCUUUUAAAGCACCAAGCUAUAAGUUGCCAUAUGAAAAAAAAAGGUUCGGAUCGAGUCUUAGACUAAGACUAGUAUUAUCCUAAAUACGUUGGUGUCAUUGAUAAGCCGUGGGCUGUAAGGAUUCAGGUCAUUAUGGUUGUUAUUUUUUAACCUAACAUCCUGAAGCGUCAGGUUUACGUGACCGUAUGCAAGCGUAAUGCUCUCAGCUCCUCCCCUCCCCCGCCCCCGUCAGGUCGACCUGUCACGUCCGCCGCAUCGUGCUGCUCAUCUUUCUGACCAGGUGCCAAUGUAUGCCAGUGCAAGAGCGCACAAACUUUCCUCAGAGAUCGCCUUCUACCUUCGCCGCGCUGGAAAACGUUAUUUAUUUGCACGGUGCUGACUAGCUCGUAAAGGCCACGUUAGCAUUUUUUUGUUGUUUUUUUUACGGUAAAAGUAUUCGACGAAACGCGAGGUGAGCUCUUUCGCUUGUGGAAGGCCGGUCCGUCCAGGUUCGAGCCUUUAGGUUAAACCCUAACAACUACUAUUGUUUAGUAGAUUCUGUUGAUGUUAUAAUACCUGUAGCUGUUUUUUUAAUGCCUUGUUUAACAUAACCUUGUGGGUGUGUCUGAAACGGAAACCGGGAAGCCGUUGUUUUUUUUUUGGUUUUUUUUGUUGGUUUCUGGUCACAGUUGCAUUCAAAUCCAAAUGGGGAGAGCAAUACAUUGGGUAUUUAUUUUUGAUUAAAAGAUACAGAUCGUGUGUUUCUGGUAAUCGGUGUCCUGCACAACACAAACAAGUGCUUAUUUAGUCUACUGUAGAUGAAUGGUGUUUCUAGUGUUGUGUGAUAUCUACAUAUGAAUAUAAAUAUUUCAGUUACAUGUGAGGACUAUUUAAUUAAACUCUGAUCAGACAGCCCUUUCCCUACACUUCAUGUAGUGGUGAUCGUAUCAGUUAAAAACAGUUUGAUUGUAAAGGCCGUGACGGACCAAAAGGCCCAUUGUUUGGGUUUGUUUUGUUUUAAAAUGGCUAGUGGCAAUAAUUACAGCUGCCAAUUCUCGCUGCCCUGGAUAGCUCUCUCUUGCUCUUUCUCUCUCUUUAUUUCUCUCUCUCUCUCUUUUACAAACACUAACCAAAGUAUGCAAUAUGGCCAAAAGUUUGUGGACGCCUGAUCAUUGUUCUCAUACACAUUCCUUUUCCAAACUGUUAUCUCAAAGUUUUUUGAGUUUUUUUUUGUUGUUGUUGUUUUUUUAUUUCUCCCAGAGUAGGCCGAAGACUAUCAUGUGUUUUUGCUCUGAAUCAUGUGAUGCCAGCUGACCGCAUAUUCUCGAACUGCUUGCUGAGCAUAACACACUCGGAGGACAGCGCUAUCCGCUCCUUCUAGGCUACAGCAUCACCCAGAAAUCAAACUAGUAGUCUCUGGAUGGUAAGGCAAGUGCUUUACCACUGUGCCACUUGGGACUGUGGACGGGGGGUUGUCUUAAAAGUUGGAACUAAGAGACAGUAGGCCUAGUAGUUGUGGCCUCUGUCGAGUUUGCAUGUUCUCCAAGUGCUUGGUGGGUUUUCUCUCACAGUCCAAAGACAUGCAGAUAAGGCUAAUUGGCGUUCCCAAAUUGCCCGUAGUGUGCGAGCGUGUGCCCUGCGAUGUAUUGGCACCCUGGGAUAGGCUCCAGCCCUCCGUGACCCUGUAAAGGAUAAGGGGUAUGGAAGAUGAAUUCAAUAAUCCAUUCAUUCAUUCAUUCUUAAACCUAUUCCAGUUUGACGGUGCCCCUGUGCCCCUAAGCGAGCUCAUCAUGAAUACAUGAUGUUGUUACGGUUGGACUGGAAGAAGCCCUGACUUGAAGACCUUUAGGAUGAGCUGGAGCACCACAGGCCUCCUUGUUCCUGACCUCUACUAACACUCUCAUAAAAGUAGCUGAAUAAAAAUCACACAGCAAAACCCAAAACACAAAAACCUGACAGCCGAAACAGAAAGGCCUUCCCAGAAGAGUGGAGGUUAUUAUUAUGACAGUAAACAGGAAUAUAUCUGGAAUGGGAUGUCAUAUGGGUGUGAUGGUCAGGUGUGCACAAAACUUUGAUCAGAUAAGCGUAUCCUCGUGGAAACAUGCUCCAUAUUUAAAAAAAAAAGUUUCCCUUUUACACACACCCAGGAUCUUCAGUGUUAUUGUGAUGACUGGGGCCAUAAAUAAUGUUUUAAGAGAUUUUUUUUUUUUUUUAACUAAAGCCGGUCCUACAUUCUCUUAAAAACUUGUUUCUUUCCCUAAAUAACAGCUGAUGCAUUGAGUUAUGAGCAUUAAAAAAAUUACUUACCCACCCGACACCUUGUCCUCGCCCUGCACUUCCCUUUCCUCACUUCCCUCAUGUUGGCAUAGGACUGGAUCAAAGAGUGCAGCGUAUGUAAAUACGAAUGAUGUUUUAAAUUGUGAAAAAUAGCAUGAGUUUUUUUUUUUUUUUAAUGGUUUCGAAAGCAAAAACAAUUUAUUAAUAUUAUGGACGAAAUAAUAUUUUAUUGUUGUUUAUUUUGUAUAUCUAUAUUUUAGGUUGUUUUAUUAAUUUAUGUCACAGCCCAAACUGGUUAUUUUUAUUCUGAAUAAAACAAGAAGUGUUUUUUUUUUUUUUUUGCUCUAUUUAUACAACUGGUCUAGUGAAACACUAAAUACAGGAAAAAAGAAAAGAAAAAAAAAAGGAUUGUUCUCGUCUCUUUACCUCAGACUUCCCGGUUCUGACUUGAUGUUAUCACAACAUGAAUAAGCAGUGUAGCACGACAGACAACAUGGUGCAAGCGUUGUGAAACGUGUUAUAUUUAAAUGGGAAUCGACCAGCAGGUUCUCUCCUCUGCUACUUUAUUUUCCUCCUGGCAACAAGACGCACUUUGUGGUUUUUACUGACUUGUUUUCUCGCUCACUACAAUGCCACUGAUCAUCUCCGUAUCCACAACGGGUGCACGCAAGACCAUCUCCGGUGCACGCUGGUGUAUUACCUUCAACCCCCGGACAUGCCAUUUGAGUAAAAGUAUUUAAGAGUCAUAUUCAGGGCCUGGAUGGAAGUCGUUGUUACAUAUUGUACAGAUGAAAUUUUAUGCUACUUCUCCCUUCGAAUAAAGUAUAAUGACUGC